Molecule: messenger RNA, 1859 nt
Organism: Labeo rohita (rohu)
Lineage: Eukaryota; Metazoa; Chordata; Actinopteri; Cypriniformes; Cyprinidae
Gene: ing2
Product: inhibitor of growth family, member 2
Biological process (GO): positive regulation of DNA-templated transcription
Cellular component (GO): nucleus
Source: RefSeq, a predicted model, not a curated record
CAUGCGCACAUCUGAUAGUUUUGUUUGAAGGAGUUCUCGUAGCCAGAGAAGACUGGACUGAAUUUGUCCGGAAAGAGUGGCUCUCCACAAGGUUGCCAACUAACAUCAUAUUUUAAAGGAACCUAUGAGUGAAAAGCGCCUCUUUUUAAGCCGCGGUUCUUCUCGAAAAGGCGCAUAGCUGCUUGAUGCAUUACUACCAUCAUGUUAGGGCAUUAUCCAAACGUGGAAAAAUCGCAGCUUGUCAACUACGUGGAGGAUUAUUUGGAAUGUGUCGAAUCGCUGCCUUUGGACAUACAGAGGAAUGUUUCAUUGUUGCGAGAGAUCGACACCAAGUAUCAAGAGGUCCUCAAGGAGGUGGAUGACAUCUAUGAAAAGUACAAAAAGGAGACUGACAGUGGGCAGCGCAAGCGACUGCAGAUUCAGUUGCAGCGGGCGCUCAUCAGCAGCCAGGAGCUGGGAGAUGAGAAAAUCCAUGUGGUCACACAGAUGAUGGAGGUGGUGGAGAACCGCUCGCGUCAGAUCGAGGCCCACUCGCCUUGUUUCCUGGAGCCGGGAGACGCGGAGCGGCCGGCGGAGAAGGUGAGGCACGACCCUGCGAGCACCUCCGCGAACGUUAUGCCUGAGCGCUCCUCGGCGCGGCGACCCAGACGUCAGCGCAACAGCGAGAGCCGUGACACUUGUGCCAACGGAGCCCUGGAAGACCUGGGCGAAGAGCCUCCGCAGCAGCCCCGUGAGAAAAAGUCCAAGUCGGCCAAGAAGAAGAAGCGCUCCAAGGCCAAGCAAGAGCGAGAAGCGUCGCCGGUGGAGUUCACCAUCGAUCCCAACGAGCCCACCUACUGCCUCUGUGAACAGGUGUCCUACGGGGAGAUGAUUGGCUGCGACAAUGAGCAAUGUCCUAUUGAGUGGUUCCAUUUUUCCUGUGUCGGACUGACCUACAAGCCCAAGGGUAAAUGGUAUUGCCCCAAAUGCAGGGGCGACAGUGAAAAGACUAUGGAAAGUGCAGAUAGGGCCAAGAAGGAUAGGCGGUCCAGGUAGUGCCUUACAGAAGAUGUGCUAGAUUGUUUAAGUGUGGGGGUUGGCGAUUUUUGUGUUUAACUUAUGUUAAAAGGUUCUCCUCAUGCACUUAGCUGAAAAGUUUCCAAACAGGUGCUGUUGUUGCUUUUGCAUUAGGAUGGGGAAACGACCAACAGACGUAAAUAACCCUGGAAACACAGAUGUUUAAGAUACUGCCACUAAUGUCCAUAAGACAACAAAGAGUUCUUUUCUAAGCUUUUUUUUUUUCCUCUUAACUGCUGAUUUCGGUAAGUCUUGAGAGUUUAUAUAUGUUGGAGGUCACCCGGUCCAGGGUAAUACAUGUUAUUAAAAAAGAGGAAAGUGAUCAAAAUGCACAGGGUUUGAUGAACAUUAUGUCAACACCUUUUAUUUGCAUUUCUUGUUCUUUCGUUCCACAUUUUAGAAAGUAUAUAUGAAAACACACCUCUGAAAUGUCUUCCAGUGAGAGAACAAAUUCAUUUUCUUUGUUACUGUUUUGGAGUGAUGUUUUUUUUUUUUUUUGUUAAAAAUUCUCUUUUUUUAGGUUUCAUCUAUUUAAAUAAAUCAGUGCUUGUUAUGUCUCUAAUCUGAUGCUUGUUGUGUCACAUGGAAAAUAUAUAUACGUUUUUGGAUAUGCAGACACUAUUUUCUGCAUCUAAAAAAAUGCUCAAAAAGAAAUAAUUUACACUACUAGAUAAAAGCUUAGACACAUUUGACUGAACUUAUGUCUACUUUUAAAAAUAUUUGGAUGUAAAGGCUUGUUCUCAGAGUAUAAAUUAUGGCUACAUAAGAAAAUUGUUACAAAACUUUUUUUUUUUUUUUUUUUU